AUGACGACGAGCGCCACCGCAGACCCGGAUUUUACCCUUCGAGUUCGAAAAUAUGUCGCCACCCAAACUGUCGCUGCCUUCAUUGCCGGCGGUGUCGCCGGUGCCGUUUCCAGAACCGUUGUCUCCCCGUUGGAGCGGUUAAAAAUCCUAUAUCAGGUUCAGGGGACAGGGGGAGCUUCGUACACUGGAGUUGGAGCUUCAUUGGCAAAGAUGUGGCGUGAAGAAGGUUGGAGAGGGUUUCUACGAGGAAACGGUACCAAUUGCGUUCGAAUCGUUCCUUAUUCUGCGGUGCAGUUCUCAUCAUAUACUGUCUACAAAGGAAUGUUCAUGGAGGCUGGUAGGACGGAGCUUGAUACGCCAAGAAGACUAAUAUCUGGUGGAAUGGCGGGUGUCACAUCAGUCGUUGCAACAUAUCCCCUCGAUAUCUGUCGAACACGUUUAUCGAUACACACAGCAUCGCUAGAAGCUCUCGGGAAAACGGGCCAGCACAUCAAAAUUCCGGGGAUGUGGGAAACAAUGAUCCACAUGUACAAGAACGAAGGUGGUGUACUGGCACUAUACCGUGGAAUGAUACCCACACUAGCUGGUGUAGCUCCAUAUGUUGGCCUCAAUUUUGCUUGCUACGAGCAAAUUAGAGAGUGGAUGACCCCUGAAGGAGAAAGGGGCCCUGGUCCAUUUGGAAAGCUAGCUUGUGGUGCUCUCAGCGGCGCAAUUGCUCAGACCUUCACUUAUCCUUUCGAUCUCCUUCGUCGCCGAUUCCAAGUGAACACCAUGUCCGGCCUUGGGUUCAAAUACAACUCCAUCUUCCAUGCAAUCAGUUCCAUCAUUAGACAGGAGGGCCUCCGAGGCAUGUAUAAGGGUGUAGUCCCUAACCUCCUUAAGGUCGCACCAUCUAUGGCAAGCUCUUGGUUCAGCUACGAGCUUGUCAAAGACUUCCUCGUCACAAUCGAUCCGGAUAACGAGCCGAUAUAA
Orbilia oligospora ATCC 24927 is the source of this 972-nucleotide messenger RNA. RefSeq lists its product as uncharacterized. Lineage: Eukaryota; Fungi; Ascomycota; Orbiliomycetes; Orbiliales; Orbiliaceae. The transcript is spliced from 5 exons. Gene Ontology annotation, biological process: transmembrane transport. The record is from RefSeq and is a predicted model, not a curated record. The coding region runs from base 1 to 972 and encodes 323 amino acids.